AUGCUCAAGCUAGUCAAUUUGUGCUGUUUUCUUCUUCUCAUCUCGGAAUGCUUCGCGACUCGAUUCUUAUUUGGUGUCGACGUCAAAUGCGAUCUCGACGACGUUUUCUCAAUGACAAUUUCCCACUGGGAAGAUGAUGACUGGCCACUAGAUGAUGAUCAAAUCGCCGAUCGGGUGGUUGUUGAUGCUCGAAAACAUAUUUUCCUUUAUCAAAAAGGAAGUCAGGAUGGAGAUAGUGGAAUAGAAUUCGAGCCUUAUGGAUGGUUUUAUCAUAAUUGUACCGAAAAUGGAAGAUUUGUGAAGUACCGUGUCAAAUUGCCUGAUACCACUAUGGCGCACGGAUUGGAGUAUAUCGAGUAUUCGAUGUCCAUUUAUCAGAAAAUCGUUUGCACUGGCGGCCGAAAGAAACCUGCAAAAUCCUAUUCAUGGCAAAGCAUCCUUCACGAGUUUGAAGCUGGAAAAGGCGCGUUUGUAGCAGUCAACGCCUUCAAUAAUGCGCUCCGCGUCAGCUUUGAUGAUGUAGCCAGAGAGGGCAUUCUGUUUGAAACAAUUGUCCACGAUUACGACCACGUCUGCGACGGUGUCAAGUGUAAAUGGUUCGCACGUGUUCUGAAAGUCUGUGGUUUUUAUGUUCUGUCAGAAUUCGUCGGGAGUUCGACCAGGUUCUGGAUUCAUUUGCUUUCUGAUGAGAUUUGCCCACUCGGAGAUUCGAUGAAUCCAAUUGAUCUGAAGACCAAUAUCUAUGCUCCACCACCAAAUGUUAUGAGCCUGUACCACGAUGAUUUGGAUAGUUUUAUGAAGAAAACAAUCGAUGAUGAAAUGAUUGGAGAAUUGGGUCUGUCUCCCGGUUACGAUGAGAAUAAAGAAGAGCUCGUCAAGUCUCGUUUCCGCGUUGGACAGCGCCUGGAGCUUCUCAACUACGCAACUUCUACAGAAAUACGUGUCGCACGUGUUCAGGAAGUCUGUGGUCGUCGGAUGAACGUUCUGGUCACCAAGAAAGACUAUCCAGGAAGUCUUCCGAAUUCAGAAGAGGACCGUCAAGUUCAAGGCUCCGGAACUCAGUUUUGGAUCGACGAGGAGAGCUUCUUUGUGUUCCCAGUUGGUUUUGCUGCUUACAAUAACUACAAAUUGGUUGCCACUGAAGAGUAUAUACAGCACACUGCCAAAAUUACUCUGGCUUUGAUGAAUGGACAGGAGCCAGAAUAUCAUAUAGACGACAUUCGAUUCACCGAUUUAUCAAGAGAAGAUGUUGAUAAAGAGAAAUGGGAAAAUAUGAAAGUCGGACUGAAAUUCGAGCUCAUAGAUCCAUUGGCUCAGGAAUUCCGAAAACUCAACGUGGCAUCGGUUAUCUCGUUGUGCAACAGCAAUGGAUAUAUAAUUGUCGGAAUCGAUGGACCCGAUAUGAACGAUGAGAGUUUUCCACUUCACAUCGACAACGUCUUCAUGUUCCCUGUUGGAUAUUGUGAGCAGAAUAAUCUGAAACUGAAGAAGCCAGAUGGGUACAAGAAAUCGUUCAAAUGGGAUGAAUAUCUGGCCGCUGAGAAUGCCCAACCACUUCAAAUUGAACUUUUUAGGCCGACGCCACCUCAGGAGAGACUUGACAAGUUUCAGGUGAUACAGUCAAUAAAUGUCGGAAUGCGUCUCGAAGCAGCAGAUAUGUGCGAGAACCAACUGAUCAGUCCCGGCAGAAUCUCUUCAAUUCACGGACGAAUCAUAAAUGUCAAUUUCGAUGGAUGGGAGGAAACGUUUGACGAGCUCUACGAUAUUAACUCCCAUGACAUCUUCCCCAUCGGCUGGUGUGAACUCCACAACUACGUUCUUCAGCAUCCAGGCCGCAAUAAUUAA
This is a messenger RNA of Caenorhabditis briggsae, 1845 nucleotides long. The coding region runs from base 1 to 1845 and encodes 614 amino acids. NCBI's taxonomy places the organism in Eukaryota, Metazoa, Nematoda, Chromadorea, Rhabditida, Rhabditidae. Gene Ontology annotation, cellular component: nucleus. Gene Ontology annotation, biological process: regulation of DNA-templated transcription. The record is from RefSeq and is a predicted model, not a curated record. The transcript is spliced from 6 exons.